Molecule: messenger RNA, 2835 nt
Organism: Oncorhynchus keta (chum salmon)
Lineage: Eukaryota; Metazoa; Chordata; Actinopteri; Salmoniformes; Salmonidae
Gene: lctla
Product: lactase-like a
Exons: 14
Coding region: 656-2323 (555 amino acids)
Biological process (GO): carbohydrate metabolic process
Molecular function (GO): beta-glucosidase activity
Source: RefSeq, a predicted model, not a curated record
AAGACAGCAGGGACAGAAGGAAUAGACAGAGAGACAGGGACAGAGAUAGCUACCUAGAUACACUGUAGGUAGGCUGUGGAAGGGGGCAUAUUUUUGGUCUAUAUCUACAUUUUCAGUCACUUUUCUAAAUGAGACACUGAAGGAUGUUGAUGAUCAGUUUCUAGACCUGGGUACCUCUGCCGGGACAGGAUCAGUUUGACAUGUCGCUGAUACUGACUGUGUUAGACAAGUUGACGUACUUCCUGUCUUUAAUUACGUUUUGCAUCAGUGUAUCUCAUGGCUGGUUGAAAUGAGACUAGAUCAUUCCUUUAAUCUUCAUUUGGGGCCUGAGAAUUAUAUGGUAUCAGUUUAUCUCAUGGCUGGUUGAAAUGAGACUAGAUCAUUCCUUUAAUCUUCAUUUGGGGCCUGAGAAUUAUAUGGUAUCAGUGUAUCUCAUGGUUGGUUGAAAUGAGACUAGAUCAUUCCUUUAAUCUUCAUUUGGGGCCUGAGAAUUACAUGGUGUCAGGGGAUCCAAUGGGCUAUUGCUAAUUUCUGAGUUCAAUCCAUUCUGUAGAGACUCCCGUGUGAGUUCAUUAGCUUUUAUCCACAGACGUGGGAUACCUGUCACCUCUGUCUGUGACCGGAGACAGUGAGCCACCUGUGAGAGAUCAACACCAUGUCCCUACAGCGGACGCUGAAGCUGCUCUAUGCGCUGGUGCUGUGUGUGUCCGCCAACGAAGACUUCGACUGGACCAAGAAUGAACGUGGAUCAUUCUACUACGGCACUUUCCCAACUGGGUUUUCCUGGGGGGCUGGGGGCUCUGCGUACCAGACAGAAGGAGCCUGGGACAAGGAUGGCAAAGGGAUGAGCAUCUGGGACGUGUUCGCCCACAAGAAGGGAAAGAUCUUCCUCAACGACACCGCAGACCACUCCUGCGAAGGAUACUACAAGUUCAAGGAUGACAUCACCUUGAUGAAGGACAUGAAGUUUAACCACUACCGUUUCUCCAUCUCCUGGCCAAGGAUAUUUCCCACCGGAAUCAAAGCUGAUCACAUCAAUGAGAAGGGAAUGAAAUACUAUGAUGACCUGAUCAACAUGCUCCUGGACAAUAACAUCACACCAAUAGUCACCCUGUACCACUGGGAUCUGCCACAGGUCUUACAGGAGAAGUACGGUGGAUGGCAGAACGCCAGCAUGGUGAACUAUUUCAACGACUUUGCCAACUUAUGCUUUGAGCGGUUUGGUGACAGAGUCAAAUACUGGAUCACCUUCAACAACCCCUGGUCUAGUGCUGUGGAGGGCUAUGAGACUGGAGAACAUGCACCUGGACUGAAGCUGAGGGGCACUGGGGCCUACAAAGCUGCCCACCACAUUAUCAAGGCACAUGCUAAGGUUUGGCACACCUAUGACACUCAAUGGAGAAGCAAACAGAAAGGCUUGGUUGGGAUCUCGUUGUUGGCAGACUGGGGGGAGCCAGUGGACAUCACCAACCAGAGAGACAUCGAGGCAGCAGAGAGAUAUGUCCAGUUCUACAUGGGCUGGUUCGCUACACCCAUCUUCAACGGGGACUACCCUCAGGUCAUGAAAGACUACAUAGGUAGGAAGAGUGCCCAGCAGGGUCUCGGAACCUCCCGUCUCCCCGUCUUCUCUUCCCAGGAGAAGAGUUACAUCAAGGGCACCUGUGACUUCCUGGGUAUUGGCCACUUCACCACGCGCUAUAUCACCCAGAAGAACUACCCGUCUGGCCGUGGGAACAACUACUUCACCGACCGUGACCUGGUGGAGCUGGUGGACCCUCGCUGGCCCGACCCCGGCUCCGAGUGGCUCUACUCUGUCCCCUGGGGAUUCAGACGCCUGCUCAACUUCGUCAAGACCCAGUAUGGGAACCCCCUGAUCUACGUGACAGAGAACGGAGUAUCAGAGAAGGUACAGAGGUGCACAGACCUGUGUGAUGAAUGGAGGAUGCAGUACUUCAAGGAUUACAUCAAUGAGAUGCUCAAGGCCCUUAAGGACGGCGUGAACGUGAAGGGUUACACAGCCUGGUCGCUGCUGGACAAGUUUGAGUGGGACGAAGGCUUCUCUGAGAGGUUUGGCCUGUUCUACGUGGACUUCCUCAACAAGAAUAAACCACGUUACCCAAAAGCCUCUGUUCAGUACUACAAACGCAUCAUUAGCUCCAAUGGAUUCCCCAACCAGAGAGAGGUGGAGAGUUGGAGAAGGAAAGCCACAGAGACGUGCUCCUCCAGUAACCAGCUUCUAGCUGCAGCUAGAAGAAAGUCCCAGCAGGACAGUAAGGAACAGGCAGGGAUGCCAAAGGUUUGGCCAGUGCAUGAUGAAGUUUAGAUCCGUUGACCAGCCACAUGGAGAUGGUAACAGAGAUCGUGGUUCCUACAGUGUGUACUCUCUGUAUUCUCCUGGCUGCUGUCUUCCUCAUGUUCCUGCUGCGUGGACGCUUCUAGAACACUGCUGUCUUCCUCAUGUUCCUGCUGCGUGGACGCUUCUAGAACACUGCUGUCUUCCUCAUGUUCCUGCUGCGUGGACGCUUCUAGAACACUGCUGUCUUCCUCAUGUUCCUGCUGCGUGGACGCUUCUAGAACACUGCUGUCUUCCUCAUGUUCCUGCUGCGUGGACGCUUCUAGAACACUGCUGUCUUCCUCAUGUUCCUGCUGCGUGGACAAUGAUAGCUGUAUUUUUUAUUACCCACAGUUCAUCUCUUUUAUAUACAUAUUGCAACAGAUACAAACCUGGACACCGGACACAUUUUAAAAUGGAACGAUAGCUAUUCCAUGUUAAUAAAGUGUUAGCAUGCAUUAUUAUCUGUAUCUUGAAAAUCUAAUUAAAUUGCAAUAAAGAUU